AUGAAAUUAGACACAGUGUUUAAAAUAUUACUUCUUGUAGUUAUUGUUUUUACUAUAUGUCAAAUAAGAACAUUAAGUGAAUUAAAGAAUAUUUUAAGAGAUGGAGAUUUCAUAAUAUUCAUAAAAAAUAUGUUGUACAAUUUAAUUAUUAAUUGUAAUUAUUUUCACAUAAAAAAUAAAUGGUUAUCAUUUUAUCGAACAAAAUAUUUAAUUCCUCAAGUAUCUUAUUUCAUUUUUUUUCUUAUAAGUGGAUGUAUCACAUAUGUACUUAAAUAUAUUUUAAAUAAAAUAUCUAACCCUCUUGGGGAAAAACUCAUACCUACCAAAAAAUGGAGCCACAGGAUUAGGAGAAUAAAAGUACAACGAUUUAAUCUGAUGUUUUUUAAUUUAUUUUAUUUUUCUCUUAUGAGCAUUUUUGGAUUCGUUGUGUUGAGACAUGAGACUUAUUUCCCUACGGAGAUGGGUGGGAAAGGAAGGCUUAGUGAUUAUUUUGUAGAUUAUCCUGAACAAAAAACGUGCAACUUAAUUCACCUGUACUAUUUUUUAAAUGGAGGAUAUUUAAUAACAUCUGUAUAUUCACUUUUAAUAUCUGAGAAAUUACCAGACUUUUAUGAAAAUUUUUUACAACAUUUAUGUGCAAUAAUAUUAGUUUAUUUUUCCUACAGUCAAAAUUUUAUAAGAGUUGGGGCCAUAAUUAUGUUGUGCCAUGAUAUAUGUGAAAUAUUUUCAUCAGCGUGUCGAGUAUUUGUAGAUACGAGGUACAAAUUCAUUACUGUUACGUCCUUUUGUAUUUUAUUUACGAGCUGGGGAUUUUUAAGACUUUAUAUUUUUGUCAAGAGAUGUAUUUUACCUAUACAUCGUAACUUUGAUAUAUUUAUUAAAUAUCUUAAAGUCGAAACUUGUAUCUGGUUAAUUUUUUUACUUCUAGUCAUAUUAUUGAUGAACACAUAUUGGCUUAUUCUUAUGGCCAAGAUGUUCAUUCAUUUUAUUAUGAGUGGUAAGACAGAAGACAUACUCACUAGGGUUUCAGAGAUGGAGCGUAUAGAAAAUAAAAAUAAAAAAAGGUAA
This is a messenger RNA of Plasmodium reichenowi, 1068 nucleotides long. RefSeq names its product longevity-assurance (LAG1) protein, putative. The record is from RefSeq and is a predicted model, not a curated record. Lineage: Eukaryota; Apicomplexa; Aconoidasida; Haemosporida; Plasmodiidae. Gene Ontology annotation, biological process: ceramide biosynthetic process. The transcript has 4 exons. Gene Ontology annotation, cellular component: membrane; endoplasmic reticulum. The coding region runs from base 1 to 1068 and encodes 355 amino acids. Gene Ontology annotation, molecular function: sphingosine N-acyltransferase activity.